This is a messenger RNA of Fusarium odoratissimum NRRL 54006, 839 nucleotides long. RefSeq names its product NADH dehydrogenase (ubiquinone) 1 alpha subcomplex 2. The coding region runs from base 116 to 379 and encodes 87 amino acids. The transcript has 2 exons. Lineage: Eukaryota; Fungi; Ascomycota; Sordariomycetes; Hypocreales; Nectriaceae. The record is from RefSeq and is a predicted model, not a curated record.
GGAACCUAAGGAUCCUUGCCAACCACAAGCUAGCAAUUACUGAGCACUUCAAGGUCGACCUGAUUCCGUCGAUAGGUUCUCUUCCAACGACUCAACCACGUCAAUUCGCUUCAUAAUGUCGGCAAAGUACGGUUUCACAAAGUCUCUCCGCGAGGUGCGAUUCCUCUUCUGCCAGACUUCGGAGCAGAGCGCGGCUCUUCGAUCAUUCAUCACCCGAUCGUACCCUACCAUGAAGCGCAACAACCCCAACAUUCCCAUCCUGAUCCGAGAGGCCGCUGGCACCCAGCCCAAGGUCUUUGCCCGAUAUGGUUCGUAUUCCAUAUCACUGGAGCUCCUCGGACAUACUAGAGCGAUAUCAUCGAAAUCACGGCAGUACUGACAUGAUUAAAACAGACCGAGGCGUUGAGAAGUCACAGAUCCUCGAGGGUCUAUCCGACAAGGAGAUUGAGGAGACCGUCACUGGCUUGGUCAAGGCUGAUCAAUAGAAACAUGAUCAUCGCUUGGUUAAUAUCUGCGAAAAGAAAGAGAAGUCAAAGGGAGAGACCUCGAGCUCGGGCAUUACGACGAUGAAAUGUACAUAGGGUCAAAUCAGCAUGCGACAAGAGAGCAUUGUACUACUACGAAGCCCAUCCAUCGUCUUGAAUAUCGACCUCCUCGUAGCUGCUUCAUGGCCUCGUCGCUCGCUAUUGGGGUCAUAUUGUUCCCCAAUAUCAUACCGAGAUACAUAUAAGCUUCCGGGCUUCGAAUAUUAAUGUAGCAGCACCUCACCAUUAUCAAAAAACAUAACAAACCAUAGCUCUGUACUCACGGUACUAUAUUACACCUUGCUGAAAUCGCAC